AUGAUUAUUUUAGUCAUUGAACAUGCAUUAUCAAUUGAUCCUUCACUGUUAUCAUUGGAUGAUAAUUUAUUGGGAAUGGGAAUAAAUGGUCAAAAUAUUUGUACAACUGAUGUGAUGCUGAAAAAGUUCAAUUUUUUCUAUUGGCAAUAUUUAAAUUCUUAUUCACCGAAAUAUGCAAAUUUGGUUCAUGUUCCGGCUGGUAUCGAUAUUCGAACAUGUGGACAUUGUGUACAUUUCAAAUGUUUCCAGCAUUAUAUGAGACAAAACGGAAAUGUUCGUGAUUUCAUUGAUAACUAUAGCUGUUAA
Messenger RNA from Loa loa (African eye worm), 306 nucleotides. RefSeq lists its product as hypothetical. The record is from RefSeq and is a predicted model, not a curated record. NCBI's taxonomy places the organism in Eukaryota, Metazoa, Nematoda, Chromadorea, Rhabditida, Onchocercidae. Bases 1 to 306 code for a protein of 101 amino acids. The transcript is spliced from 2 exons.